ACGCGCUGAUCCGAAGCCAGGAGCCAGGUGCCUCUCCCGGUCUCCCAUGCGGGUGUAGGGCCCAAGGACUUGGGCCAUCCUCCACUGCACUCCCUGGCCACAGCAGAGAGCUGGCCUGGAAGAGGGGCAACCGGGACAGGAUUGGUGCCCCGACCGGGACUAGAACCUGGUGUGCCGGCACCACAAGGCGGAGGAUUAGCCAAUUGAGCCGCGGCGCUGGCCAGCUCAAUCACUUCUUACAACGCUGUGAGUUGGAAUUGCAGUCUUGCAGUCUCACCAAUGGACCUGAUUGGUUUUGGUUAUGCAGCUCUUGUGACCUUUGGAAGCAUUUUGGGAUAUAAACGGAGAGGUGGUGUUCCGUCUUUGAUUGCUGGCCUUUUCAUUGGAUUUUUGGCUGGCUAUGGUGCUUACCGUGUCUCCAAUGACAAACGGGAUGUAAAACUGUCACUAUUUACAGCUUUUUUCCUGGCCACCAUAAUGGGUGUGAGAUUUAAGAGAUCCAAGAAAAUAAUGCCUGCUGGGCUGGUUGCAUGUUUGAGCCUCAUGAUGAUCCUGAGACUUGUCUUGUCGCUGCUGUGAGCAUCCUGAGGAGCUGAAAACAAACUUCCUGCCAUCCUAUCGUAAGGACAGAGCACAUUCUCUGUAUAUAUGUGAAUUUCACUGUGGAAUGUGAAGUCUUACUUUAUGCCAGCAACAGAAGUAAUGCCAUAUAAACACUAGUUAGAGGCUUUUUUUAAAAAAUAAAUUGUUUUGUAAUUGCCAAGCACUAUUUUCAUUAAAGGCAUUUAAUGCAUUAUUUCCUUUGCUGUAUCUAUUUUAUAUAGGUGGUUUUUUUUCUUGUACAAUAUCAAAUACUCAUGAUUCAAGUAAAUUUACAUUAAACCAUGACUUAGCAGAUAAAGGAAUUUCUUAAGAGUGUUUGAACAAAGUAAAUGUGUUUGUCAUGUUUUAGAAAUUGUUAGAAUUAAUAUUUUUCCAUUUUAAUUGUUUCCUUUAAGAAAAUUCCAUUCUUGGCACAUUCUGUGUCCU
Messenger RNA from Lepus europaeus (European hare), 1029 nucleotides. RefSeq names its product transmembrane protein 14A (gene TMEM14A). The record is from RefSeq and is a predicted model, not a curated record. The transcript has 5 exons. Gene Ontology annotation, biological process: regulation of heme biosynthetic process. Bases 280 to 579 code for a protein of 99 amino acids. Lineage: Eukaryota; Metazoa; Chordata; Mammalia; Lagomorpha; Leporidae. Gene Ontology annotation, cellular component: mitochondrial membrane.